AUGGAAAUCUGUCCCCCUGAUCCGCCUAAACGAACGCCGCAGCAGUCGAUUAUUGAGGCAAAAAAUAAAAUUCGGUUGGGCCACGAUGCAUGCUGCAACUGCUGCUGCUGUUGCACACCGCAACCUACAUGCUACUAUUACUGGAAAUCGAACGUACCGAUGGAAAAUGACACAACAUAUCGUCUCUCUUAUUGGGAAGGACCCGGCGCCAUUGUCGAAUCCUUUCGUCCUGAAGACAAUCUGACGUGCAGUGACGCGCCAAUGUCUGAUGAAACGACGCACAAAAUAAGCUACUUUGGCAAUUGGUGCGUAAAAACAGAUCCGCCAAUAACACCCUGCGACAGACAGUGGCUGGGUAGAGGUCCAAUGGAAGAUGUCACAACGCACAAACAUGAUUAUUCGUGGAAAAGCGUGAGACGACCUGAGAUCGUCAAGGCGCAAAAUAAUUUGUAUCCUCCCUGUGCUGCUUUGUCCGAUGAUACGACGUAUCGCUUGAGCUACUACAACUCCUCCUGCUUGCUUCCGAUACAAUCUUAUGCGCCCAUUAGAAAAUAUGUCAAAUCGGAUACACCGAUGGAAGGUUGUACGACGUACAGGCUUAGCUAUUGGCCAAACGAGGCUCCUGUAAAAGAGGAGGUACCGUGGAGUCAAAAAGGAGAGUACCAUCGCCCGGUGACGCCGAUGGACGGAUGUACGACCUACAGACUGAGUUACUGGCCUCACUGUGGCGAGAAGCGUCCGGAACCUUACAGCCACGAUGACACUGAAAAUUUAUUAAACGCCGGCUGCUGCUUCGACGAUAAUACCACGUACCGACUUAGCUAUUUCGGGUGUGGCGGUGACAAGCCACCGGAUCCCAUUCGCCAGCCUAGCAACAUGAUUUUCUCGCCGUGUCCACUCUCCCACGACACCGUCAAUCGGUUGAGUUUCCUGGGCAACUGGUGUGUCAAACCGGAAACGCCUGUUACGCCUUGCGACCGACAAUUGUUGGGCAGAGGACCGAUGCAGGAUGAAACUACGCAGAAGCACGACUACACCUGGAAGCGCGUGAUGCCGCCAACAGAGGUUCGACCCGAGAACAAUCUUACUUUCUCGCCCUUGCCGCUGGAAUCCUGCACGACUCAUAGACUGUCUUAUAUACCGAACGAUCACGAAUGCCUGCUGCCUAUUAAAUCGUACGCGCCCAUACGCAAGUAUCAGCCGUCCGAUGUUCCGAUGGAAUCCGAGACCACGACGCGACUGAGUUAUCAACCGGUAGAGCCAGCGGAUCAGGCCGAGAAACCAUGGGCUGCACCUACGCCCUAUUAUUCACCCGUCAAUCCCAUGGAGGACAAUACCACGUACAAUCUAAGCUAUAUCCCGCCUGGAACGCUCGUCCCCCUGCCAUCACCUUGUUCCGCUUCUUGUCCUCCUGCCAACACCUACGGAAGUUGGGAUGAAAUGGGACGGGCCCAACUGUGCGAGUUUGCGGGUCAGGAGUUAAAUGACCCGCGUUGGCAUUUGCUUCUCACUUUCACUCAUCUCCUGAGAGCGCAUCGCCGAUUUCGUAGCAGAGAAACCGAUAAAUCCACUUUGGGAUUCGUGUUACACUCUUCCGCGUUAGCAAUGAUUCUGGGAUUGGCGGUGGCGCAAGAUUCAAAUUACCAUGGACGCAACUACCAGCAGGAUGAUGGACAACAUCAGGUUGACAGCAGACGACCUACAAGCACUACACCCAUUCCAAUUUUGCACUGGAACAAGCAGCAGGAACACGAUGGAACUUACAAGACCAGUUACGAAACGGGCAACAAUAUCAUCGCCGAGGAAAGCGGCUACAUCAAGACCAUCGGCGAAGGUGAAGACCGGGCGGAGGCGAUCGUGCAGCAAGGCACCUUCUCGUACACGAGUCCCGAGGGACAGCUGAUCACCAUUCACUACACCGCCGACGAGACCGGCUUUCACGCGCAGGGCGAUCACAUUCCCACGCCACCGCCCGUUAGCGAGGAGAUCCAGAAAGGCCUCGACCUCAUCUACGCGGGUAUUCGUCAGCAAGAGGAGGAAGAAGCUCGCGCAGCAGCCCAAAAACCACAGCAACCACUGAGCCAGCAGGUCGACAGGCGGGAUGAAUACAAUAACAGAAAGUACCAAUAGCAAGCUCCCGUCGGUGCUUCAGCGAUAUAACGUAUUCGCAGCAUUGUACCGUCAUUAAGAAAUAGCAAUUAAGUUGUUAAGUUACUUUAUCCCCUCGCGCUCCAAAUACAUUCUCCAUUCUAUGUACAUUUAUAGUAAGAAACAUUGGUAAGUUCGACUCCGCUCUUUCGUCCUUCCACCGUUAAUCAUGUCGAUCCUUUCUCAACGUGAGAUCCUGGCAUUCGUAUGCACCAUUAAUGAUUAAUCUCCUUCUAUCUCUCUGUGGCGGCGUCGGCCACCGCGUAAUUGUGCUCUUCGGGUGGGAACUGACAUUUCUUGUGUCGCGAUAGAGAAGAAUGUCACGGGAGUAUACCAUAUCCAGCGAACUAAUCUACUCGUAAUCGAGUCUACGCCCAUUCAUGGCGUUGUUAUCUUUAACCUCGCCGUAGAACAUUUCUGUUUUUAGUGCGAGAACUUAGAACUUUGAUACAAUUGCUCGAUAGCUUCUUUUUAUAGUACGCUUCUCUCUAUACACUUAAGAGAAAAACGUUUUCUUCUCUUAGAGCACCUACAUUUUUAUAUUUUAGCUGUGUUGAUUCUUCGUACAGCAUUUUAUUUUGUA
Molecule: messenger RNA, 2731 nt
Organism: Temnothorax curvispinosus
Lineage: Eukaryota; Metazoa; Arthropoda; Insecta; Hymenoptera; Formicidae
Biological process (GO): microtubule anchoring
Cellular component (GO): ciliary basal body; axonemal microtubule; sperm flagellum
Molecular function (GO): microtubule binding
Source: RefSeq, a predicted model, not a curated record